Messenger RNA from Solea solea (common sole), 1577 nucleotides. RefSeq names its product vasopressin V2 receptor-like. The transcript has 2 exons. Gene Ontology annotation, biological process: regulation of systemic arterial blood pressure by vasopressin; G protein-coupled receptor signaling pathway; positive regulation of vasoconstriction. Bases 170 to 1216 code for a protein of 348 amino acids. The record is from RefSeq and is a predicted model, not a curated record. Gene Ontology annotation, molecular function: peptide binding; vasopressin receptor activity. NCBI's taxonomy places the organism in Eukaryota, Metazoa, Chordata, Actinopteri, Pleuronectiformes, Soleidae. Gene Ontology annotation, cellular component: membrane.
AAGGUAGGUAGAAAUAAGAAAAAGCAUUGGUGACAUUUUUAUAGUCAGUUUAUACAUUUAUACAGCCACAAUGAAGAUUUUCGACAUAAUUGGAGUAUGUCGGUGAUGCAGUUCUCCGGGACCAUGUCUGACUGUCAGUUGGCAGGUUGAACUCAGACCGACCCGCACAAUGCCUCCUCUGAAUGACAGUGGGUGCGUGGAUGAGGAGGAUGUGGCGAGAGAUGAGACUCUGGCCAAGGUGGAGAUCGCGCUUCUCAGUGUCAUCUUCGUCACCGCCGCUAUCCUCAACACAUCCGUGCUCACUGUGUUGUGGAAACAGCGCAAGCAGAUGUCCAGGAUGCGCCUCUUCGUCUUUCACCUGUGCAUCGCGGACCUGGUGGUCGCUUUCUUCCAGGUUUGUCCGCAGCUCAUUUGGGACAUCACGGAUAGAUUUGUUGGACCGGACCUGGUGUGCCGCCUGGUCAAGUACCUGCAAGUUCUGGGUAUGUUUUCAUCCACUUACAUGAUCGUGGUGAUGACGAUGGACCGACACCAAGCUGUCUGCAACCCAAUGGUGAAGUUCCAGCGGGCGCGCACAAGACUGAACAUCCCAGUAUGCGUCGCCUGGGGGAUUUCUCUGCUGGGCAGCCUGCCACAGGUUUUCAUCUUCUCACAGGUCGAAGUUGCACACGGUGUGUUUGACUGCUGGGCCACAUUUAUCCAGCCAUGGGGGCUGCAGACUUACAUAACCUGGACCACGCUGGUUAUUUUCAUUUUGCCUGUUAUUGCGAUUAUUGUGUGCCAAGUACGCAUCUUCUGCGCCAUACACAACAAUCUAUAUCAGAAGACCAAGCAGGGAGGUAAUGCGGGUUUCCCGCUUCCGUCCAGAGCCAGCAGUGUGGCCGGCAUGUCCAGAGCCAGGGUCAAGACGAUUAAGAUGACUGUGUUUAUUGUACUGGCUUAUAUUGUGUGCUGGGCUCCCUUCUUCACUGUCCAGCUUUGGUCCGCCUGGGACCCUCAUGCGCCAAAAGAAACAGCGACAUUCACCAUCCUGAUGUUGCUGGCCAGUCUGAACAGCUGUGCGAACCCCUGCAUUUAUCUUCUGUUCAGCGGCCAGUUUCCGAAAAGGCUGGUUUCACUCCUAUCUCGGCGGUGGUCCAAGGAUCCAAUUCACGAGCAGGCGACGUUAGUCAGCACAUUGUACAUGAGCUUAAAAAAUGUCUCUGAGUCCAGAUGAGGGCGAAACGUUUCUGUCUCUGCACUUGGGCGACUGUGUUUGAACAGAAGAAGCGAGGACAGGACUCAUGUGUCUCCUGGUUCUCUGACAUGUUGAACAGGAUUGACGAUGUGUCACCGAAACAGCAACAAAAAGCAAACUCUGGCUGACAUCUGCGCUCCUCAUCUUGUCGGAUGUUGACGCACGACAAAAGCGCGCCGUGUUCCGCUGGACUUACUGAUGCUCUGCAAAAUCAUCGUGUUGUGAACUUGUUCUGAUUUUGACCGUUAAGAAUAUUCCCCACCCCCAACGAAGCUUGGACUUCAGAAACCCUUCCAAACAGAGACAGUGUUGUUGUUUUGUGUCAUCAUGGCAAAAGUGG